Messenger RNA from Oryzias latipes (Japanese medaka), 5026 nucleotides. It is a transcript of the gene apaf1, whose product is annotated as apoptotic peptidase activating factor 1. Gene Ontology annotation, biological process: regulation of apoptotic process; apoptotic signaling pathway. Gene Ontology annotation, molecular function: ADP binding; protein binding. Gene Ontology annotation, cellular component: apoptosome. Lineage: Eukaryota; Metazoa; Chordata; Actinopteri; Beloniformes; Adrianichthyidae. The record is from RefSeq and is a predicted model, not a curated record.
UUUAUUCGUGAAGCAGGAAGCUGAUGUCUUGUAUUUGGGCGUGAAGAGUCCAAUGACUGUUCAGGGGAAUAAAUACGUGUAGAUAAACUCACCAGAAAUUGAACAACGCCAAAUUCUAAUUUCGUAUACAAUUCAACGACAACAUUUCUCGUCGGGGACCAUAAUAACUGCUGCAUGGUCGGAGGUGACUUGCCUGAAGAUGGCCCUGGAUGAGAGAGCACGGGCUUGUCUGCUGAAGUCCCGCCACAAACUGGAGGAGAUCAUGAAGCCGGCCUACCUGAUGGACCACAUGAUCAGUGAUGAAGCCAUCACAGUCGAGGAAGAGGACAUGAUCGCUAAUCAGAACACCAAGAGGGAACAAGCCGCAGCUUUGGUUGACCUCCUGCUGAAAAAAGACAAUUACAGCUUCAGAUCUUUCUACAACGCUCUGCUUAAAGAAGAAUAUGACGAGUUGGCCAAUCUGCUGAAAGAGGAUCUACCGCUGACCCAGUUUACCAGCAGCUCUCAGUGUCCUGUCCAGACUGUGCUGAGUGAAGGAGGCGUACCCCCAAGACCAGAGGCCUUUGUCCACAGGCCAAAAGAGGAGAAUGAAAUCAGGGAGAAGCUCUACAAACUUCAGAAGCAACCUGGUUGGGUUACAGUCUUUGGCAUGGCUGGUUCGGGAAAGUCUGUACUUGCUUCUGAGGCUGUCAGACACAAAGAACUCAUCGAAGAGUGUUUCCCUGAAGGCAUCCACUGGGUGUCCAUUGGCCGAUUGGAUAAACCUGACCUGCUGGCUAAGAUCCAGACUUUGUGUUUUCGUUUGGAACAGAACCUGGAUUCACAGCAGUUCCACCGGCCCCCCAGCACUCUGGAUGAGGCCAAGGAACGUUUGCGCUUCCUCAUGAUCCGAAAAUAUACCAGGACUCUGCUGAUUCUUGACGACGUCUGGGACAGCACGGUGCUGAAGGCCGUUGAUAUCCACUGUCGGAUUCUUCUGACCACCAGAAACCGGUCCCUUGCUGAUGUUGUUAAUGGUAGUAAACACGAGGUGGAGGUGAACUCUGGCUUGGAUGAGGACAAAGCGCUGGAGAUUCUUUCUCAGCUGUCCAAAAUUGAGAUGUAUAGGCUUCCUGAGGAAGCUCUAAGCAUCGUCAAAAAAUGCCAAGGCUCUCCUCUGGCGGUGUCCAUGAUCGGCUCUCUGCUCAGGGAGAAUCCUGACCGUUGGGGUUAUUACCUCAGACAGCUAGAGAAAAAACAGUUCCGGCGUAUCAGGAAGUCAAGUUCCUAUAACUACGAGGCUUUGGAUCAGGCUAUUGCUGCAGGCAUUGAAGACUUGUCUGAUGACUACAGAGAUCUCUACAACCUCCUGACUGUUCUACACAAGGACGUCAAAGUCACUGCCAAGAUGAUGUCUGUUUUAUGGGGUCAGGAUCAAGUGGACACUGAGGACACCCUCUCAGAAUUUGUCAACAGAGCCAUGCUUUUUGUGGACUCUCAGUCCCAACCCAACGUUUUCUACCUCCAUGACCUUCAGCUGGAUUUUUUAUUGGAGCAGAAUAAAAACCAGUUAAAGAGCCUUCACAAAAAGAUGGUGGAACGUUACCAGCACCGCUACAAAGACAGGCCUCUGACCUCAAGAGAUGAGGAGUCUCUUUACUGGAUCCGAUACUUGGCUUACCAUAUGGCCAAUGCUAACCUUUUCCAGGAGCUGCACUCCCUCUUGUUCUCCCUGGACUGGAUCAGCGUGAAGGGGCAGAUAAUGGGUCCGGCCCACCUGAUUAAUGACUAUCUGGAGUAUGGAUCCAUUCUGGACAAAGAGAACAAUGAAAUGUGCAGUGAGUUCCAGGAGUUUCUGUCCCUGAGUGGCCACUACCUGGAGCAGCGUCCUUUCCCCGACAUCGUCCAGCUCGCUCUCUCUCAGCCCCACACCUCAGAGGUUUACAGACAAGCUCGGCUGCUGGCACAGGAGAGGGCCAAAGACGGGAAGCUCUACUUUGACCUCAUAAACGAGACCAGCGUAGACAGUCUGUCCCGCUUGGUGAUUCAUCCUCAUCAAGGCUCUCUGUAUGCUUGUUUCUCAAACGAUGGAACAAAAAUCGCCUCGUGUGGAGCUACUAAGAACCUCAAGGUUUUUAAAUCGACUUCAGGAGAGAAACUUUCAGAGUUUGAGCUCCGUGAUGAAGUGGUCUGCUGUGCCUUCUCCCCUGAUGACAGCCUGCUGGCAGUCUGCUCAAGUGGAAGGACAAUCCAGGUGUGGAACGUCCAUCAAGUGAAGUUACUGAGGACCUUUCAGGAGGAGCAUAAAGAGCAGAUAAACCACUGUGUUUUUACCAACACUACGCGGCGCCUCCUGCUGGCCACCUGCUCCAACGACCAAAUGGGAAACGCCAAGCUGUGGAAUCUUAACAAGCCUACCUGUCAAAACACAAUAUUUGGCCACUUUGAACCAGUCAACCACUGCUGUUUCUCCCCUGAUGAUAAUUAUGUGUCCACCUCGUCCAAUGAUGGUACUGUGAAGCUGUUUGAAGCCACAUCUGGGAACAUCUGGAAGUCAAUCGAUGUGAGAGGCAUGUUUAAAGACCCGGAUAAUGACGACGAGGUGGCCGUCAGGUGCAGCAGCUGGACAGCUGAUGGCAAACGCAUCCUGUGUGCUGCCAGGAACGCUGCUUUGAUGUUUGAUGUGGAAACGUCAGACUUGCUUUUGGAGAUCAGGCCCAGUUUUCUCAGCACGGUUCUACAUUGUGACGUCUGUCCUACUAGUAACCUGCUUGCUAUGGCACUUUCUAACUAUGCUGUGGAGCUUUGGGAUAUUGAAGAGAAUGCAAAGAAGGCGGAUUGCAGCGGUCAUCUCAGUUGGGUGGAGCGUGUGCAGUUCUCCCGUGACGGCUCUCAGAUGCUCUCCUGCUCGGAUGAUGAAACUAUCAGGUUGUGGGAGACUAAAAAGCUCCACAUGACCUCGGCGGUCUUCCUGAAGAGAAACACAGACGUUUUGUUCAAUGAUGACAACAUUUUCGUGUCGGCUCCGGACCACUGCAACAGACUGCAGGUUCGUGACGGCAGAACUGGAGACACGUUGCUGCAAUCUGAGAAGAAGCCGUCCAGGAUCCGCUGUACCUGUCUGCUCAGGGAUCUGUCUGUGGUGGCCCUGGGCCAAGAGGACGGGACUGUGCAGGUGUUGGCAGUGCCCUCUGCGAAGCCUCUAGCCACCCUGUUGGGUCACACCAAGACUGUGCUUCACUGCCAGUUCACCCACUACGGCCAAACGCUCAUCACAUCAUCUGAGGACUGCACCAUAAGGGUGUGGAAUUUGCCGUCGGGUGAAUGUAAAGUCCUUCAGGGUCACAAAGAGCAAGUCAGAUGCUUCGCUCUGCUCUCCCCAUCUUCCAAUGACUCCAGACUGCUGUCCUGGUCGUUCGACGGUACCGUCAAGGUGUGGAACACGGAAAGCGGACAGAAGCUGCAGGACAUCGACGCUCACGGGGGAGCCAUCCUGUCCUGUCAUGUCUCACCAGACGGAAGACUGUUUGCUACCUCCUCUGCUGACAGGACCGCUAAGUUGUGGCACUGUGAGGCCUGGCAGUGUACCUUCACCCUGACGGGGCACCAGGAAUGCGUCCGAAGCUGCAGAUUCUCGUGGGACAGCGAAUGCCUCGCGACAGGAGACGACAACGGGGAGAUCCGGCUCUGGAAUGUCAAUGACGGUUCGCUUCUGAGGAUUUGUUCCCGAGAAGUGAAGGACAGCAUGGACUCCUUCCACGGAGGCUGGGUGACUGAUCUGCACUUCUCUCCGGACAACUCUCUUCUGGUCUCAGCUGGAGGCUAUAUCAAGUGGUGGGACGUGAAGGACGGGGUCGCCCUGCAGACCUUCUACCCAAAGGGAAACACUCUGAGGAAGAUCCACGUGUCGUCAGACUUCUCCACCUUCGUCACCGUCGACAGCAUCGGCAUCCUCUACGUCCUGCAGAGAGUACCUUGACCACCGUGCUGCCAGCGGACCUCCACUCCGGGUGCAGAGGCAGAAUCGGCUCCCUAAAGCAAAACUGCAGUUUUUGUUUGUAGACCAACUGUGAAGCAUGAAGCAAACCUUAACGCUUAAAAGUAGCUUUUAUGUUCUCAGUUUGAAAUAGAAUAAAGUGGAGAGGAAUUCAGAAAAAACAGCAAUCCCUCCUCAUCAGGAGAAACAGAAAAUGCACAUUAAGACAAUACAUUUACUUCAAACUGCAGUUGAUUUACACCUCAGAAGUAUUGAAGUUUGUAUCACCUGUGGUGUCUUUUUUUUUUGGAAUUUGGGGCUGAAUCUUUCUUAUAACGGCCCUUUUUUAACUGUAGCUUUAAACAGCAUGACUGUGUAAAUUAGGGACUCUCAUCAGCAUCUAUUGAUGCAGUGUAAAAACACAGAGUUAAAGUUUCACAGUACAAAUGUUUUUUAUUCAAGCCUGUGAAACUAUCUGCACUUCUAAAAUAUUUCUGCUUUUGAACCAAUUCAGUGGUGAAGGUUGUCUUGAUGUAUAAUGAAUGAUCCUGUUUAUACUUGUGCUUUAUCAGCUGCCUUGCCAGCGCUGCGUCCGACUUUUAUAUGAAUAUAUAUUUUUUACUUUAUUCAUUUGUUGUUUUACUACUGAGCUUUAUCUAAUCUCGUUAUGAGUCCCACUCUUCAAGGAAGCUUUUGUACAAAUGUGGCUUUGAUGAGAGGCUUACACUACUUUUAUUCAUAUUUAUAUGUCUGAUGAAAUCCGUCAAACCCGCACAAAGUCGAUCGACGUGAACUUCUGUGAACAAAAGCUGGCAUUGUUUGGUGCUGACUUUCUCCUCUCGGUGCUGUAAAAUUUGCUCAGGAUUUAUUGAAACUGGUAUUUGAUGUGCGACAGAUGUGUUUUAUACAGAAUAAAACAUUUGCUGUCAUUUAUUUUCAUAUAUUGUGUAAUAUCUGCUACAUUUAUAUAAUAAUUACUAUUGUAAUGACUGUUAUUCUUGUCCAUUUUACUAAUUUAAUAUCCCUAAAACAAAUUAUAAUUUAAUGAAAAAAAUUGGUUUCUAAAAAUAA